Puccinia triticina is the source of this 834-nucleotide messenger RNA. RefSeq lists its product as uncharacterized. The transcript is spliced from 6 exons. Gene Ontology annotation, biological process: mitochondrion organization. The coding region runs from base 1 to 834 and encodes 277 amino acids. Gene Ontology annotation, cellular component: membrane; mitochondrion. The record is from RefSeq and is a predicted model, not a curated record. Lineage: Eukaryota; Fungi; Basidiomycota; Pucciniomycetes; Pucciniales; Pucciniaceae.
AUGGCCCAGAUACUGAAUUCAUUGGGAAGACUCACGGGGCCUUUGGUAGCCGGUGCCUUAGUAGCCCAGGCUUCGAUCUACGACGUUCCUGGAGGAAACAGGGCUGUACUUUUCGAUCGUUUCACUGGAGUUAAAGAUAAGGCCGUCAAUGAGGGAACCCAUUUUUUAAUUCCUUGGGUUCAGCGUGCUAUCCUCUACGAUGUCCGAAUCAAGCCUCGUAACAUUGCCACAACUACAGGUUCAAAGGAUCUACAAACUGUCAGCCUGACGUUACGUGUGAUGAGUCGGCCAGAUGUAUCAAAAUUAUCACAGAUUUACCAAAAUCUGGGUCAAGAUUACGACGAGAGGGUGCUGCCAUCGAUCGGGAAUGAAGUCUUAAAAGCGAUCGUGGCUCAAUUCGACGCGGCCGAGCUCAUUACUCAGCGAGAAAUUGUCUCAGGUCGAAUUAGGGAAGAUUUACUGAAGCGGGCCUCGGACUUCAAUAUCGUACUCGAGGAUGUAUCGAUCACUCACAUGACUUUUGGCAAAGAGUUUACACACGCAGUCGAGGCCAAACAGAUUGCACAACAAGAAGCUGAACGAGCUAAAUUCAUUGUCGAACGUUCCGAGCAAGAACGACAGGCUAGCGUCAUCAGGGCCGAAGGAGAAGCCGAAGCAGCUGCAACUAUAUCCAAAGCCUUAGACCGAGCCGGUGAAGGCCUCGUCCAAUUCCGAAAGAUUGAGGCUGCGAAAGAAAUAGCUACCACCUUGAGUAAAGGCCAAGGAGUACAGUACAUCCCAUCGGGAGGGAACAACGGCAGUGGGAUUUUACUCAAUAUUGAUACCCACAAAUAA